UCCCGGUGCCGGGGGAUAUAGGAGGAGGAGGCGCCGCUGCCGCCGCUGCCACCUCCCCGGGCGCGCCGCCUGCAAGGGCGGGCGCAGCCGCCGCGGCCGCGUGGCGGCUCCAGGCGUUGCUCGGGCACAGCGGGACGGGGGCAGCGCCGCUCCCCGUGCGCCCCACCCCGGCCCCGCCUCGCUGUCCGUGCCUUUGCGGUGUGCCUGCCCGCGCCCCGGGGCCAUGGAGCGCGCGUUCACGCCGCUGGAAUGCCUCCUGCCCGCCGGAAACCUGAAGUUUUGCCUUCUGAUUCUGAACCAGCCUUUAAACAAAGGUCAUUUUCAUUGUCUGUGGAGCAAAGCUGCCCUGAGAGCUUGUGCUGAUGGAGGUGCCAAUCAUCUCUACCACAUCACAGAAGGGAGCCAGGAAAGCUUCUUGCCUGACUACAUCAGUGGUGAUUUUGAUUCCAUUCAGCCUGAAGUCAAGGAGUACUACAAGGUCAAGGGAUGUGAGUUAAUUGAGACCAUGGAUCAGGACCUCACAGAUUUCACCAAGUGCCUUCAGAUACUCCAGAAAAAGAUAGAGAAGAAGGGACUCCAGAUUGAUGUGAUUGUGACUUUGGGCGGACUUGGAGGACGCUUUGACCAAACAAUGGCAUCAGUGGAAACACUUUUUCACGCAACGAAUAUCACUCCCUUUCCGGUGAUAGUUAUCCAGGAUUGCUCACUGAUUUACCUGCUUCAACCUGGCAAGCACAAGCUGCGUGUGGACACGGGACUGGAAGGCAGCUGGUGUGGCCUCAUCCCCAUCGGGAACUCCUGCGAGAGCGUGACCACGACGGGCCUUAAGUGGAACCUCACUAACCAGGUGCUGAAGUUUGGAACACUCGUCAGUACUUCCAACACCUAUGAUGGCUCUGGGAUUGUGACUAUCGAGACAGACAAACCUUUGCUGUGGACAAUGGCUAUCAAAAGAUAAGAUCAGCUACAGCUGCCUUUUCUGAUCCAACACAAGUCCAAUUACUGCAAAAUUUCACUGAAUUAAGAUGGUAAAGCUGUUCCAAAAAAUAUGAGCAGACAUUUAUUUUAUGUAUCAAAUGGAAAACAAGUCUGAAAUUAAAGUUACUUGAGAUCCAAUCGAAAUUACUUGCAGUAAUAGAGUACUUCAUUCUGGUACCUCACACCACCUAAUCAGAAGACACACGAGCAGCCACCCAGUACAGUCACAAACAGAAAUGAAUGUAAAGGAACUGCUUAUCUGGUUAGUUCAGGCUACUUUUCCAAAGUAUUUUAUUGCAAUACUGAACUAUUUUUCCCCUUUUGCCAAAAGAAAAUACAGUACCCGGUUGCACAUAGUGUAACUGUAUUACAAGGUGACAACACUAAGAUUAGUUGAUCUCAUUUUUCUGUCCUGGUUUGUAACAUAUGUAGCUGCUGGUGAAGAUUUCUCAAGAAGAAGAAUAGUUGAACUUUUCUACUUAGGAAACAAGUUUGUGUACUGAAGAAGCUUCAGUUUUGCUGUAAUAUCAAUAUCAGAUUUCCAAGUGCUUUUGAAAUCUUUCAUAGAGGUACAAUUGUAGCUUCUGCAAAUACUAAAUGCUUACAGUAAACUUUCUGGAGUGAAAUAAAUGUCUUAAUCUCAAUCUGAGGAGGAAUAGCAUUGCACCUACUAGAGUUUUUGCAGGUUUAGUUCUUAAAAUCAAAAUGUUCAAUCAUAUAAUAAUGAAAACUUCCAGGUCAACAUGCAGAGCCCUUUAUAAUUCCAUGUGCAGAACAGUAUCCAAAAUGGCUGUACAUCCUGUCCAACAGUGUGAGGAAGUUGCAGAUUUGCAGAAGGAUUGCUUAGUAUCUCCGACAACUAAAUUAUCCUCAAAUGGUACAUCUCAGUAACCAACUAAGUGUGGCUUUUUUAAUUACACCACCAGAACAAGGACUGGCCAUGCAAUUUUUCAUUGGAUGGAGUUUUUUUCCAGUCAGUAUAACAUAAGCUAGCAGGACUUCCAAAAGCAGAAAGGAAUCAGUGAUAAUGAUGGUGACUCUAGAAAUUAGCUACAAGAAUUUCAGUUGAUAAGACUUUUAAAUUACCACUUGAAAGGAUACAGGAAUGCUGUUUUCUUGCUGCCUACUUCUGCUGGAACAAUGCUGUUCCUAUGCUUAAUUUACUGCUUAGUGAACAGCUCCUGAAGAGAGGUCAUACAGUUGUCACCCUUGGAGGCUCCCAAUACCUGAUGGACAAAGCCUUAAGCAACCUCGUCAGAAAUGCCACACGGACCCAGCCUGGAGCAGGACACUGGACUAGAGAGCUCCCAAGCUUCCUUCCUACCUGAAGGAUUCUACUAUGAUUAAAAGAUGUAACAAAACAAACAAAAGGCAGUACUACUAAAAAAAAAAAAAAAAAAAAGCCUGUGAUAUAGACAAGUAUGAU
Messenger RNA from Myiozetetes cayanensis, 2404 nucleotides. It is a transcript of the gene TPK1, whose product is annotated as thiamin pyrophosphokinase 1. The transcript has 8 exons. Lineage: Eukaryota; Metazoa; Chordata; Aves; Passeriformes; Tyrannidae. Gene Ontology annotation, biological process: thiamine metabolic process; thiamine diphosphate biosynthetic process. The record is from RefSeq and is a predicted model, not a curated record. Gene Ontology annotation, molecular function: ATP binding; thiamine diphosphokinase activity; thiamine binding. The coding region runs from base 224 to 958 and encodes 244 amino acids.